Pseudomyrmex gracilis is the source of this 4678-nucleotide messenger RNA. RefSeq lists its product as uncharacterized. NCBI's taxonomy places the organism in Eukaryota, Metazoa, Arthropoda, Insecta, Hymenoptera, Formicidae. The transcript is spliced from 18 exons. The record is from RefSeq and is a predicted model, not a curated record. The coding region runs from base 225 to 3779 and encodes 1184 amino acids. Gene Ontology annotation, molecular function: single-stranded DNA binding; single-stranded DNA helicase activity; protein tyrosine/serine/threonine phosphatase activity. Gene Ontology annotation, biological process: double-strand break repair via homologous recombination; DNA replication; protein dephosphorylation. Gene Ontology annotation, cellular component: nucleus; MCM complex.
AAUGAUCACGUGUGACACAGGUUGACAGGUUGACAGGUCUUGGAGUGUGUACAUGCGUUGCGAUAUGUUAUUUCUCAUAAAAGUGUUAAAAAAGUUUAAUAACUGUUGGCUGAAGGCACAAUAAAUAAAUAACCCCAUUUCCUACUUCCUGCAAAAGUGUUAAUUUAUAGGUACACUGUUAACAAUAAAAAAUUAUAGUUGACACAUUGCUGCAAGCCGUCGACAUGCUUGAAGAUUAUCUUCUAAAGCAUCACGAGAAAGAUAUAAAAGAGAUUUUAAAUGCCGCAGAGGAUAAUCUGGUCUACUCGAUAUAUGUGAACUUUGUGUCGCUGUUCGAAGCUGAUACAGAAAAUGCAGAGAAGAUCCUGCGAAAUCCCAGACACUAUUUACCACUGUGUGAUGAGGCAGCGAUCAGAGCUCAGGAAAGGCUGUGCGAAGGAAUCCAAAUAGUAAAAACCAGAAUUCACGUCAGAAUUAUUGCGGUGCCAUUGAAAAUCGACACAGGUCAGAUUGGCGAGCUGAUUUCGACAUCCGGAAUCGUAGUGCGUAUGUCCCAGCCUAGUGUUAUAAACCUGAAGAAGCGUUUUGUCUGUAAGAAGUGCAGCUAUGUCAAUGUUGCCAAAUUGGAGUGGGAAAGACGAAUGUUUAGAAAUGUUAAACACUGCGAAUCGUGUCGGUCGCAAAAUGUAACAGUCGCAACAUCCUUGCAACAAGGUGAUUGUUCAGAUUAUCAAGAAAUGAAGAUUCAAGAUAAGUGUAAAACAGAUACAAGAAGCUGUUACUCAGUGGGACUACAGAUAGUUUUGUUGGACGAUCUUGUUGACAAAUGUAGACCCGGAGAUAACGUAGACAUCAGCGGAGUAAUUAUACGAAACUGGGUUACGUUGAAAGUGGGCCAACGUGCGGAAGCCACGACGUUUCUGAUGGCAAAUAGCGUUUCUGUUCGCAGAAAGGUCUCAGAGGCGACAUUUUCCACUGCCGAGUUAAAAGACACUUUUACGGCAUACUGGGAACAUUAUCGAGAUAACGCGUUAGCCGGCAGAGACAAUAUUCUCGCUUCUAUCUGUCCCCAAUUGUACGGGAUGUAUAUUACGAAAUUGGCAUUGGCCGUUGUUAUGUGCGGUGGUGUGGCAAAAACAAGCGAAACGGGAACACGCGUAAGAGGUGAACCUCAUCUACUUCUGAUAGGAGAUCCUGGCACUGGCAAAUCGCAAUUGCUUCGUGCUGCGUCCCGAUUGAGUUCACGAUCCGUCUUUACAACUGGCAUCGGUACCACUGCUGCUGGACUCACAGCAGCUGCUGUUAAAGAUUCAGACGGUUGGCAUUUAGAAGCCGGCGCCUUGGUACUCGCCGACGGUGGUGUGUGUUGCGUGGACGAGUUCACGACAAUGAGCUCGCACGACAGAACCUCUGUACACGAAGCGAUGGAACAACAAACAAUUUCUAUAGCCAAAGCCGGCAUGUUGAGCACCUUAAAUUGUCGCUGUUCCAUCAUCGCAGCCACCAAUCCGGACGGUGGAUGUUUCAAGGGUACGGAUUGGAAAACCUGCUUGGGAAAUCCUCUCUUGUCGCGUUUCGAUCUGAUACUUCUUCUGAAAGACAACAGAAAUCCCGAAUGGGACAAAAUGACAUCGAGUCACAUCUUGAAAAUGGCCUGCGAAGAGGAAGGAAACAAUUUAUUUUUCGAGACAUACAUGGGUCCGCAAAAUCUAACUGGCUUGUGGACGGAAGAGACUCUCUGUGAAUAUUUCGCGCAUGUGCGCGCAUUGAAGCCGGUGCUAACUGAAGCAGCAAAGAGAAUACUUAGCGCAACUUAUCUUUAUCACAGAUCAAAUCCGUUAAGAAGGCCUGAAAGAACAACAGUACGACUUUUAGAUAGUCUUAUCAGAAUGGAUGUAAGCUCGUUAAUUCCGGCGGGACUUCAAAACGCGCAACGAAAUCUGUGCGAGAUUCAAGCGGGAUACAAUAAGUUUUCGGAGAAUUUGCGAAAAUUCACGCCGCAGUCUAUACAGUGCGCAAUUUUUUGCGGCGGGUCCAGAUGCAAAUAUGAAAAUCCAAAAGCUUGGCCGGCCGUUCACAUGGCAAUACAGAACGUCUUUUCGCAUUGGGUAACCGACGACGUUCUUGCGAUGGCACGACCCAACACCGCGCAAAUAAUAAAAAAGGACAUAAUCGCCCAGUUCCAAGGAUGGAGCAUCAAGACCAUAAUAAAUUUGCAAACACCCGGCGAGCAUGCGAGCUGCGGUGGCCCACUCGAAGAGAGCGGUUUCACAUACGAUCCCAACAUUUUCAUGAAAAACGGCAUUUACUAUUACAAUUUCGCUCUGAAGGAUUAUGGCGACGCCACCAUGGGAAAACUCCUGGACAUGGUCAAGGUCGUGGCCUUUGCCGUGCAAGAGGGAAGAGUGGCCAUUCACUGUCAUGCCGGUCUCGGCAGGACCGGCGUUUUGAUCGCGUGCUACCUAAUUUACAGUCUUCGUGUGAAGGCGAACGAUGCAAUAAGAUUCGUUCGCAUGAAGCGUCCGUGCGCGAUACAAACGCGCGGACAAAUACUUUGCAUUCAAGAAUUCGAGCACUUCGUGCUUCCGCAGAUGAUAGUGUUUCCCUUGUACAGCACGACCGGGGAUCGCAAGCCCUGCAGCCUUCAAAUGUACCUGAAAAAGCAAUACAACAUUCUACACGGAUAUGAGCAACGUACUUUCAAGCACAUCCCAAAGAUCGUUUUUAUCAUUUGCGAGAGGAUACUUCAGUUGUGCGACUGUCAGGAGGACAACUCGCCGUCCGAAAUCACGUACGCGGUUUCCAACGUGCCCUUCACAAAACGUUUUAUUUGUCACAUGCUGGAAAAAUUCCGUGACGGUAAUAUGCGACACUCCUACUCGUGGGCGGAAUCCCUCACGGACUCGUCGUACGAAUACGCAACCUCUUCAAAAGCGGGUAGCAGUCAAGUUUCGUCCCGAGAUACUCCCGAUGACAUAGGAAGAUUGAGCGACGUCUUUUGCAUGUCGCCGGACACCCCGUCCUGCGACUCCGCAUUUCCAGGUCUGGACGACAACUGCAUCGACGACGUUCUGGGUGACGGCAUUCACGAUCAGGAUCUGUUUGACAACGAUUGUUACAAGGAGAUUCAGUCGCACAUGAGCUUGCGAAACAUUCCCCGCGAUGAUUACAAAACGAUAAAUGCCGAGGAAGCUAUAAAGGCGCUCAUAACGGACAGCGCUGUUCUUCCCGAUGCCGCCAAGAAACUUUUGCACAAUUAUCAGAGCGAUUUGAACCACCGAUGCACCGUGUGGCAACGAUUAGAAUUAGAAACCAAUUUGGAGGUGCUGUCCGCAUUGUUGUUCGAGUGGCUAGAGACUCUCAAGUAUCCGCUUCUUGACGUCGAUAGUCUCAGUUACAUCGUUGUCUGGAGUUCGAAGCCGCAGCGGUGCCUCUCGAAACUACCUGUCUGCACAAGAUACUUAUUAGAAUACUUCCUGCGAUUUGUCACCCGCUUAAGACCCGUAACGGCCGAAAGUCAGAGUUUAAUUACCAAACGGCUGAUAGCGGCGUUGACGCAGCAAACAAUCUGGAUCAAGAACUCCUUUUAUCCUCCACAUAAACAUUUUCAGAAACUGCGACGUGGAACCGCUGGCAAACUCAAUGAGUUCUUCGUUCGAUUAAUGAAUUUGAUAGAAGAAGUCAAUACACAAGAGGUAGACAAACCGCCGUGGGCGUCCAAAUGGGAAUUGCUGUCCAAUCAUCUGAGGGAUAUGGACAGACAGAAACACAACGAAUAAGUGUGAUAUACAUUUAGUAUUCUGACGGACUUAUUUUCAAUUAGUAUAUAUAUAUAUAUAUAUAUAGCGAAUAUAUACGGUAUAUAUUUUGUUUCAUCUGACAUAAGCCAAACUACGUAACAAAUGUGUUGGCAAGUUAUUAACAGAUACCUUGAGAUACUCGUAAAAGUCGCGUACUACUUGUUUACGACUGCAAGUAAUUACAAAGAAACGUUUUUUUAUAAAACGGUGUAUACGAUAAAACUAUUAAUAGAGAACAAUAUUUUCGUUCUAGCGUAUUAUAUAAAAAUUUAUUACUUUGUUGCUUUGCGCAGAAAAUUUGAUUAGGUGUACACCCCCGCGCGGCUAUUCGUAAUACAAAGCACAGUUUUAAUUCUUUUAGAUAGAUCAAUCGACUUCCAAUAAUAGUUGCGAUUACACGCAUUUCAAGAUCGCUUGCAAUUUAAGAAUUGUAAUGUAAUAUAAACAUUACAAAACAAACUUACGAAGCUUUCCGUCAAAACUCUAAAUGGUUCUGAAUAUUAACUUUAUGUGUUUAAUAUUCAAUCUAUAUCCUCUCUCUAUUUUUCGAGUUUGAUUUUUUGUGCGUUAUUUCUGACACCUCUCAUAUGAGUAUUAUAUGAUGUGUGAGACGCGGUCAUGCUUUGUUCUCCGUUUCUCUGUGUUGGCGAGUACUGUGACAUUUCAAUCCGGUUUUUAAAGACACGUGACUAAAGUAAAGUCACGUGCUGUUUUUCCAUUCCUCCCUCUCACUAGUGUUGUCGAGUUUAAUUUUCUAUAUAUAUACAUACAUUGAUUUUUACAAUCAAAUAUUUUUUUGAAUCAAAUCGAAUAUCGUAAUACAUUAUUUAAUAUAAUCAAUACAUCUUAUAUCAAUGAUUAAAUGUAAUUACAUGUAA